AAACACGAACCCCAUUUGUUGUCUUUAUUCUCUUUUAAUGGCGUGUUUGCAGUCGUAGUUUGUUUGUUUUCAAGUGAUUGGUACUUUUCCUACCCCGCUGUGGUUGGCUCCUGAUCCCACCUCCAAGAGAGCUUCAUACAUAUCACACGCGUAGAUCGAGUCUUCAAAGGGACAACACCGAGAAAAAGAAGAGGCCGUAGACCCAUGGAACAUCCAUUGGUUUUCGUUUUUCUUGUGACACGUACUUUCACUUGCUAUUAUCAAGGGCAACUUUGCUGCGCCCACUGUUGACGGACUUUUAGAUGCAUCCCCGAAGCGAAAGACCGAGAGCUUGGGUAAUGAUAAUGGAAUGGUCGGACGAGCUGGAGAAAAAGAUCGUUGCUUACGACGUCGUCAGAUUGGGGCUUUUAGACUCUGUCGGCGUUGGACUCCAGCAAGCUGGCAUGCACGUCGGCAACGACGGAAGAGUGACCGGCGAAUGUGGCACAUCCACUUCAGGCCACCCUCGCUGCCCUCGGGUUGGAACUACAAAACUCCAUUUCACGCUGACUUCCUUUUCUCACUUGACCACCACCCAUCACUCACCUACUGGCUGCACCUUCAUUGCAGGCACACGAUAUUCUUCCUUGUCCUUGGCCAACAAACUGUUGCUACGCGUGCUAUUUACUGUCCGGGAGAUAUUGAGGUACUCAGUGGGGCUUAGGCUCGACGCAAGCACGGACCACGGAUACCUGGGCUCCGUCCACCAUAGGUUUUCCAAUCUUCUCCUCUGACACCCACCCACUGCGAAAUUCAGCGACACCAUCAUCACUAAACCACACCGGGGUCUCCAGCUCUGCACGCAACCCCACCCCAGCACCGUCGCUACAGACCAAGAGCAGAGUUGUAAUACAUUCUGCUGCCUGGAGGGCAUGGUUGGAUGACCUCAGGCAGCUUGCGGUCUGAACUUCACAAUGUCAACAUCUCCAGAACGGAGCCCUGUCAACGGGCACCACUCGCCCUCGCCGGACGAGAACACUUCGUACUAUGGAAACGGCCACCAAAGCGAUAGCGAUCUCUCCGAUGUUCAGCAUGCGCCAGCCGACGCUGGCUCCCCCGAGUAUCACGAUGCCGACGCGGAUGCCGACGCGGAUGCCGAUGACGUCGAAUCCCCGGUGGAGCACCCCGAGGUGACCUUUCAAGGGCCGUCCGACUCGGAGGACAAUGAUGCGUCAGACGACGGAGAUUUUGACGCGGCGGGCAGUCCCGCCUCUGUUCAGAGUCACGAUGACCAUCCCCGCCGCACCAUGUCGGUGUCAGAGCGACCCGCCCCGAAGCGGAAAGCUGCCCAAGUAGUCGAGGAAGAUUUCAUGAGGGAGAAUCCAGAGUUGUAUGGGUUGAGACGUAGCUCGCGUCCUACACAGCGCCGUAAGGUCGUCGAUUCAGAUGAGGAAGAAGAUGCGUCCGAUUCGGAUGCUACACCAGCUCCGCGUAAAGGGAACAAGCGACGCCGGCUGGAACGCUCAGCUCCUGUGUCCAAACGCGGCACACCAAUGCGCCAAACUUCGGUUGACGACUCGGAAUCAGACACGUACGGCGGCGCGAGAGCCCGGAGCUUUCAGAAAAAGGCUCGGCGGCAACAAGAGUUGCAGCCCGCCCUCGCCUUGGCGGAGAAGCGGUGGUCGAGCCGGCGUGCUGCCCAAGUAUCCGCCGGCGCCUACCAAGAAAGCGAAGCUGAAGAAGAGGACGAGUCAGAGCUCACACCAAACUACUGGGCCCAAGACGUGGAGGACAAUUCACCAUACAUUGAAAAGAUUCUCCGUCACCGUCUAAAGGAGGGAUUGGAGUAUUCGGAAGACACGAACCGCAACGACUUUGAGUAUUUCAUCAAAUGGCAGAACAAGUCACAUCUCCAUGACACAUGGGAGACCACUGCGACUGUUGCCGGAUAUCGUGGCUUCCGUCGUCUCGAGAACUACUACCGAAAGGUUGUCGAGUACGACAUAGAGAUGAGGCUUGGUGGAGACGAUGUAAGCCCUGAACAACGCGAGCAGUGGCUUUUAGAUCGUGAGCGUGAGGAAGAGGCUCUCGCAGAUUACACGAAGGUUGAGCGCAUCGUCCACGUCCGCAAAGGGGAUGAGGAGACAGAAUAUCUUGUAAAGUGGAAAGGUCUUCAGUAUGACGACUGCACCUGGGAAGUUGAAUCCUUGGUGAGCGAGCAGGCUCAGGACAAGAUCGACCAGUACACUGCGCGCUCUCAACGGUCUUGGCAAUCGGACCGCAAAGAAACCAACCUCGAAACCCGGUCACGAAUGGAGAAGCUUGAGGAGCAGCCAGAUUACAUCCAGGGAGGUCAGCUUCGCGAAUUCCAGCUGAAGGGGCUUAACUUCCUUGCCCUGAACUGGACCCGCGGCAACAAUGUCAUCCUUGCCGACGAGAUGGGUCUCGGCAAGACGGUCCAGACAGUGUCGUUUCUCAGCUGGCUUAGAAAUGAACGCGGGCAAGAAGGGCCGUUCCUGGUUGUGGCACCCCUCAGUGUUAUUCCGGCAUGGUGCGAUACUUUCAACCACUGGUCUCCCGAUAUUAACUACGUCGUCUACCUUGGCCCAGAGGCGGCGAGAUCCAACAUUCGGGAAUAUGAACUGUUUGUCGAUGGCAACCCAAAGAAGCCAAAGUUCAAUGUUCUGGUCACGUCUUACGACUACAUCUUGGCAGAUGCGGAUCAUUUGAAGGGCAUCAAGUGGCAGGUUCUGGCUGUGGACGAGGCGCAUCGCUUGAAGAAUCGCGAGUCCCAAUUAUACGUCAAGCUGAACGGCUUUGGUAUACCCAGCAAGGUCCUUAUCACCGGUACCCCCAUUCAGAACAACCUCGCCGAGCUUGCGGCUCUUUUGGAUUUCCUGAAUCCAGGCAAGGUCUUGAUCGACGAGGAGUUAGAGCUUCUAUCAACGGCCGACAGCAAGGAGCCGGUCGACGAGCAGCUGGACGAGGCCAAGCGGCUGAAGACACAGGCCAAGCUUCAGGACCUGCAUAAAUCCAUCGCGCCGUUCAUCUUGCGUCGUACAAAGGAGACUGUCGAGUCAGACUUGCCACCAAAAACGGAAAAGAUUAUUCGCGUCGAACUUUCCGAUCUUCAGCUGGAGUAUUACAAGAAUAUCUUGACGCGAAACUAUGCAGCCCUCAGCGACGCUAGCAACGGUCACAAGCAAUCGCUCCUGAAUAUCAUGAUGGAACUCAAGAAGGUCAGCAAUCAUCCAUACAUGUUCCAGGGUGCCGAGGAGCGUGUUCUCGCCAACGGUUCCGGCCGCCGGGAGGAUGCGGUGAAGGGUUUGAUCACAAGCAGUGGCAAGAUGAUGCUCUUGGACCAGCUUUUGGCAAAGCUCAAGAAAGAUGGCCAUCGCGUGCUUAUCUUCAGCCAAAUGGUCAAGAUGCUCGACAUCCUGGCAGACUAUUUGCGGAUUCGCGGCUACCAGUUCCAGCGUCUUGAUGGCACGAUCCCUGCUGGACCUCGUCGUCUGGCUAUCAAUCACUUCAAUGCUGAAGAUAGUGACGACUUUUGCUUCCUGCUGUCAACAAGAGCCGGUGGUCUCGGCAUCAACCUGAUGACAGCCGAUACUGUGAUUAUCUACGAUUCGGACUGGAAUCCACAAGCAGAUCUGCAGGCGAUGGCUCGUGCCCACAGAAUCGGUCAAAAGAGACCUGUCAAUGUCUAUCGUCUCGUUGCGAAGCAGACCAUCGAAGAGGAGGUCGUGAAGCGCGCCCGAAACAAGCUGUUCCUUGAGUACCUGACCAUCCAGGCCGGCGUGACGGAUGAGGGCAAGGCUCUUCGCGAGCAAUUCAAAGAACGGGGCAUGAAGAUGGACGAAGCCAAGACAGCCGAGGAUAUCUCGAUGAUUCUGAAGAUGCGUUCGCAGAACCUGUUUGAGCAGUCGGGCAACCAAGAGAAGUUGGAGCAGCUCGAUAUUGACGCCAUCCUCGAAAACGCCGAGGUCACCAAGACAGAUGUUGACGACAAGAUCAAUCUCAGCAGUGGUGGUAUUGAUUGGGACAACUGGAUGCACUUCACUGAUGUCAAGGUGGACGAUCUGGCUCUCGACUGGGACCAAAUCAUUCCCGCCGACCAGCUCGCUGCCAUCAAGGCAGAGGAGGACAAGAAAAAGCAUGAAGAGUAUCUUGCCAAAGCCAUGGAAGAGUCUGCACCACGCAAGGCCGCCAUCAAGGGCUCUAAGAAGAAUGUUGAGAACGAACGGGCCGAACGUCUUGCCAAGAAGCGACAGCGCGAAAAGCUGGAGUUGGAAGAGUUCGAGGAACAGCGUGCGCAGGCUUCCGAUCCUCGGCGCCCACUUAAUGAGAAGGAAACGCGCAAUCUUAUCCGCGCAUUCUUCCGGUAUGGCGACUUUGAUGACCGAGAAGACGAACUCGUUCAGGAUGCCCGUCUCAGUGACCGGGACCGCGAGUUUUUGAAAAAUAUCAUUGACGAUCUAGUGGCUGUAAGCAAGCAAGCUGUUGACCUCAACAACGAAAGGCUUCGCGGGGAAGAAGAACGAGCUGGCAAACCGCUUGCCAAGAAGGACAAGAAGGCCGUUCUGGUGGACUUUGGCGAGGUUAGGAAAGUCAACGCCGAGACGGUGGUGGAGAGACCCCCUCAGCUUAAGCUUCUGCGUCGCGUGCUUGCAGAGCACGGCGACAUCCUGACCUUCCGUCUUCCCGAGGCAGCCAAGUCUGCCGCCUACAGCUGUGAGUGGGGUGCGCGGGAAGAUGGCAUGCUUCUUGUCGGUAUUGAUCGAUAUGGGUUUGGUGCCUGGACUCAGAUUCGAGAUGACCCGGAGCUGAACAUGCAAGACAAGUUCUUCCUCGAGGAGCAUCGUGUCGACAAGAAGGAGGAGCGCCGCAAAGGGGAUGAAAAGGGGAUACAGUCUCCCGGUGCUGUCCACCUGGUUCGGCGGUCCGAGUAUCUCCUUUCAGUGCUUCUGGCCAAGUACUCCAACGACGCCAAUGCCAAGAAGGCAGUCGAGAACCACCAUCGCAGUAAGAAACUACUGAUGAAUGGCGGUCGCCGCGCUGAUGGGGGGUCUGUCUCGGCGUCUCCUGCCCCGCAGAUGUCCAAGAAGAACAGCCGUGAUCGUAACUACUCCCAUGCCGAACACCAUCGGUCUUAUAGCAACGGGAAUGACCGCGGUACGCCCCGACCCGACAAGCGGAAGUAUGCCGAUGACUAUGAUGAUCGCAACUCCAAACAUCGUCGUGUAGAGGUUGAUGCGAAGCACGACAAGAAGCCCCGGGAGAAGGAGAGGCCCAAAAUGGAUCCUGAGACUAUGGAGAGGUACAAGCGUGACAGGCAAAAGGCAGUAGAUCGGUUCUGGGAACUGGCGAACUUGAAGGACGAAGAGAUCAACCACUCGGACAACCUUCAGCUGGUGUGGUCGCUUCUUCGCCCGCUCAAGAAGAACAUGGAGCGUAUCAUGUGUUCCAAAGAGCUCUUCCCUGCCGCUAAGCAACGGGCCAAGGUUCUCGGUGCGGAGAUCCGCGAGUUUGGCAACUUCCUCAAAGAUUUGCGGGCCAAGAACCCAGAACUUGAGGGAGAGGGCCUCGAGACGCAGUUUUGGGAAUUCCUGUCUUCGAUCUGGCCUCUUGGCGACGUGAAGGUCUCGGGCAAGAGGCUUCAAAAGAUGUACGGGGACUUGGAGGAACGGGGCAGCAAGGACCGUCAUGACGAGAAGCAGCCCACAGAACCAAGACGAGGCAGGCAUCCGGAUCUUGAGGAUGGCGAGAUCGCAAGCGACCGUGACGAUCGCCGGGCGCGCCACCCUUACCGUGAUGACCGCCGUGAAGAGCGCAGGGAGGAACGCAAGGAUCGUCGAGAUGACCGCCGGGACGACCGUCGCGAUGACCGCCGCGAUGAUUAUCGUCGUGAUGACCGCCGGGAUAGCCGCCGGGAUGAGCCGGCACGCCGCAGCAACUACUAUGACGACGACCGUCUCAACUUCCACAGGCAUCGUCGGCCAGCGGAGAACAGUCAGGGGCAACCUGCCCGUCACUCAUGGCAGCAGAACCGCAGCCCAACGACCCGUCACAGUCCCUACUAGUAGGUUUCUUGAGCGAUGGUCGAAAGGCGACGUCUUUCUUUGCUAUUAAGAAAAAAUAGGGGGGGGUGGACGUUGGCAAUUGUUUAUUGAGCAUUCAACCGGCAUUUAUUGCAUUCGUCUGGCGUACUGGGCACCAUAAGGGAGUGUGUUUUAACGCGAGGGGUUGUGUUCAUCUCGUCUCUUUGCUCACACAUGCGAGAACUGAUAAACGUUUUUUACAUACCCGGGUAUUGCAUUUUUUGGGUUCAAAAUAAGGAGUGUGUUUGGUGGGUGUAUCGAGAGGUUUUUACCAUGAUUUGACGGGUCGAGGAAAAGAGAACCGAGAGAGCAGGGACAACAAGAGUGGAGGGGGAUGUUUAUUGAUCCGGC
Podospora bellae-mahoneyi is the source of this 6431-nucleotide messenger RNA. It is a transcript of the gene hrp3, whose product is annotated as ATP-dependent DNA helicase Hrp3. Gene Ontology annotation, cellular component: nucleus; chromatin. Gene Ontology annotation, biological process: regulation of transcription by RNA polymerase II; nucleosome organization. NCBI's taxonomy places the organism in Eukaryota, Fungi, Ascomycota, Sordariomycetes, Sordariales, Podosporaceae. The record is from RefSeq and is a predicted model, not a curated record. The transcript is spliced from 7 exons. Bases 954 to 6062 code for a protein of 1702 amino acids. Gene Ontology annotation, molecular function: ATP binding; ATP-dependent chromatin remodeler activity; histone binding.